This is a messenger RNA of Cladophialophora immunda, 2001 nucleotides long. RefSeq lists its product as uncharacterized. Gene Ontology annotation, cellular component: membrane. Gene Ontology annotation, biological process: transmembrane transport. Gene Ontology annotation, molecular function: transmembrane transporter activity. Bases 122 to 1687 code for a protein of 521 amino acids. The transcript has 5 exons. NCBI's taxonomy places the organism in Eukaryota, Fungi, Ascomycota, Eurotiomycetes, Chaetothyriales, Herpotrichiellaceae. The record is from RefSeq and is a predicted model, not a curated record.
CAAUAUGCUCGUCGCACGUCAGGCUCAUAACCAGCGGCGUCUUGAGGCGAACUGGCAUAAUGUCUGCUUCUCCCCGUGUUCUUUGUGAACUUCUCCGCCGCAAAAAGGCCCCGCGACAAAAAUGACGGAAAAGCAGCAUACCCAGAGGGUCGAAUACGGCGCCGACGAGAAGGAGAUUGGGAUAGAAACCGCUGGCCAUGUCGAUGGCACGGGCGGCCUACGUACCGUGGACGCGGGCUACGAUGCCGACCAGGUCGAGCCCCAGUACGACCAGAAGGAAGUCCAAAGGAUCUUGAGGAAAGUCGACUACAGACUCAUUCCACUGCUCGGUGUCUUGUAUCUUCUCGCAUACAUCGACCGCAGCAACAUCGGCAACGCCAAGAUCGCAGGCAUGUACGAAGACCUCGAGCUCUACGGGAUGCGCUACAAUACUGCGCUGACGGUGUUCUUCGUGCCAUAUGCACUUUUCGAGGUUCCUUCUAACAUCGUCCUGAAGAUGCUCCGGCCAUCGAUCUGGAUCUCCAUCCUUUGCUUUCUGUGGGGUCUUGUCAUGACCUUGAUGGGUAUUGUUACUAGCUACGAGGGCCUUGUGACUGCUCGCUUCUUCCUUGGUCUAACAGAAGCUGGGUUCUUUCCCGCCGCGACGUACUUACUCACCAUCUGGUAUCGACGCUACGAAAUCCAGCGCCGCAUGGCUGUUUUCUACGCAGCUGCCUCUCUAUCUGGCGCAUUCUCAGGGCUCCUGGCUUUUGCGAUCGAGAAGAUGGACGGCAUCGCCGGCCUCGCGGGCUGGAAAUGGAUCUUCAUCCUCGAAGGACUCGCGCCCAUUGCCAUAUCUUUCACCUUGUACUUCCUCCUGCCCGACAAGCCCGAGACGGCACGGUUCCUGACCAAGGAAGAGCGGGAGUUCAUCGUCAACCGGAUUGCCCUGCACACCGGCUCGGGCCAGGGCAGGGUCACCAACGUGGACAAGAUGAGCUGGCCGUACAUCAAGGCCGGGUUCGCGGACUGGAGGAUCUGGUGCGCCGUCAUCCCGUUCUGGGCGUGCAGCAUCGGCACCUAUGGCUUCACGGCGACGGUGCCCUCGGUCAUCAAGCAGAUGGGCUACAGUUCCGCCAAUGCGCAGCUCAUGACCAUCCCCAUCUACGUGGUGGGGAUGAUCGCCACCGUGAUCGUGGCCUUCUGGGCCGACCACGCCCAGCAGCGGACCCCGUUCAUCAUGGGCGGCUUUGCGAUCGGGGUUGUCGGCUUCAUCGCGCAGCUGGCCAUCCCGCACCCCAAGUACUCCGGCGUGUCCUACUUCUUCCUCUUCCUCGUGGCCACAGGGCUCUACUGCCCCUUUACCUGCAUCGUGACCUUAAUCGCCAACAAUCUCGCCCCAUCCUCCAAGCGCGCAGUCGGCAUGGCGCUGCUGAUCAGCGUCGGCAACAUGGGCGGCAUCUGCGGCAGCAACAUCUACUUCUCGGCCCAGGCGCCCAAGUACCCGACCGGCUUCGGCGUCAGUCUGGGCAUCUGCGUCCUGGGCAUCGUCGCCGCGUUUGUGCUCCGGGUCGCGUACCAGCGCGAGAACAGGAGGCGGGACGACCUGCUGGCCCGCGAGGGCGAGGAGGCCAUCAAGGCCAGGUACACCGAGCAAGAGCUGCUGGAUCUGGGGGACCGGAGCCCGUUUUAUCGGUACACUCUGUGAAAUAACGGCCAGGAGAAGGGUCUUGUGUGUGAUGAUGGUGGUGUUGAUCAUGAAGGUGAGCGCGGGUUGAUGAGACAGCACGGUGCCCCUCCGUUGAGGAUGAGAUGGUUGGUGAUUGAUGCCAUUUUAUGCCAAGGUUGGUACGGAUAUGAGGAAAGUAUUCGACAGCACGACUGUCCGAGACACUGAAAACACGACAGCCUCUUAUCGCCAGAACAGAAUGAAACGAAACCAUCAUACUGUCCAGCCCUAGAGGUGGCAUCAUCUACAUUUCACAUGCGUAUCUAAUACUGACCCGCGUGCGCGAAGCCGAC